AUGGAUCCCCGAGGUGGUGUAACACAAAUCGAGCUGGAGUUCAUGGUACACGAUGAAGAUGCAGAGCCCAUUGCCCUGCCAUUCCCACUUUUGGAGAAACUCGCAGAUUAUUUUUCUGACGAGUUGAUAAUUGGAAGAGGUGGCUUUGUGGUGGUUUAUAAGGCAGUGCUUGAUAAUGGCGUUCUCGCUGUAAAGAGGCUGUUCAAUACGCACAUGCAUGAGGAACAAUUCCAGGAUGAGGUGGAAUGUCUCAUGAAGGUGAAGCACAAAAACAUUGUACGGUUUCUGGGAUAUUGCGCCGACACACAAGGGAAUAUUUCGCACUACAAAGGGAAAAUGGUUAUGGCGGAUGUACAGCAGCGGUUGCUCUGCUUUGAAUAUCUACCUAAAGGAAGUCUGGAUGGUUAUAUAACAGAUUCACCCGGAGAACCUAACUGCAGAACGCGAUACGAUAUGAUAAAGGGGAUUUGUGAAGGGUUACAUUAUCUUCACCAGAAUAAUAUUCUGCACUUGGAUCUAACACCCGGAAAUAUAUUACUGGAUGAGGAUAUGAUGCCGAAAAUUACUGAUUUUGGAUUGUCAAGGUGUUUUGAGGAAGACCAAACAGGGGUCAUUACUAAAAAUGUGGCUGGAACGAGGGGAUAUUUGGCGCCCGAAUGCUAUAACAAGGAAAUCAUACUCACGCACAAGUUUGACUUAUAUAGUCUUGGUGCUAUAAUAAUAGAGAUAUUGACCGGAAAGAAGGGGUGUCAAGUUACUAUUGAGAAUGUACUUCAAAUUUGGAAUAAUACGAUGUUGGAUGCACUGCAGUGGGAUCAAAUACGAGUAUGUCUGAAGAUUGGGAUGGAGUGCACAGAAGUCGAUCCGGCAAAGAGACCAGCUAGUAUGAAGCACAUAAUCGAUUGGCUUGCUGAAAUAGACUGUAGUACGCAUGUACUGCAGUUACGUGCAUUAGAUUCAUUGAACGGAAGCAAUGGAUUGUUGCUGGACAGAAGAUGGGGACACGUGCGUGUUGAUAUAGGCCUCGAAGGCAGGAGAUUAGGCUAG
Messenger RNA from Triticum aestivum (bread wheat), 1047 nucleotides. Its product is annotated as putative cysteine-rich receptor-like protein kinase 35. The record is from RefSeq and is a predicted model, not a curated record. The transcript has 7 exons. Bases 1 to 1047 code for a protein of 348 amino acids. Lineage: Eukaryota; Viridiplantae; Streptophyta; Magnoliopsida; Poales; Poaceae. Gene Ontology annotation, biological process: protein phosphorylation. Gene Ontology annotation, molecular function: ATP binding; protein kinase activity.